Drosophila ficusphila is the source of this 1700-nucleotide messenger RNA. Its product is annotated as glutathione-specific gamma-glutamylcyclotransferase 1. Bases 535 to 1389 code for a protein of 284 amino acids. The record is from RefSeq and is a predicted model, not a curated record. Gene Ontology annotation, biological process: glutathione catabolic process. Gene Ontology annotation, molecular function: gamma-glutamylcyclotransferase activity; glutathione specific gamma-glutamylcyclotransferase activity. Gene Ontology annotation, cellular component: cytoplasm. Lineage: Eukaryota; Metazoa; Arthropoda; Insecta; Diptera; Drosophilidae. The transcript is spliced from 5 exons.
UUACAUUUGAGCAGUCGGUGGAGACGGUCGCUCGCUCCAUCUGUCAGCGGAAAAGAGAAAGAGAAAUAGUGUGAAAGCGAGUGCGUGCUGUGGAGUUGUUAUUGUUUUUAUUACAAGGCGCGCGAAGACUGCGAAAUGUUAUUUUUGUUCUUAUUGAGGAGAAGCAUGGCGCAACGAAAUAGAAAAUACUGAUAAAAGCGGAAAAGCAAAUCGAGUAAACAAAAGUCGAAGUGUAGUGCAAAAGUUGAACGGAAAUUGAUAAGCGAGAAAUAAACGGUCGUAAUUGCUACCGUUCUACCUGUAAAAGUGUAAUUAAAUGGACAGCCAUCCACAGAAGCCCAGCUGCAUUUAAAGUCGCCGGCCGUCGAGCAAUGUAACACAAGGAGUCGCAGCCUGCAGCCACCAGCAUGUCCAGAUAGCAGUCCCCGGAUCCUUAAACCCGAUCUUAACCAGAAGCAGUAGCCAGACCAAAAAAAAAAAAAAAAAAAAGAAGGAUUCCCAGGAAAUUAAAGCAACAAAUUCUGGUUACAAGACAUGGCUCACUUCAGUGGUCAUCGCCAGCCGGCUGAGGUGCCGGCCCACUUUAAAAAUCUCUUCACCAAUGGUCAGCUGGGAGCAGCGGAGGAGAACAAUAACAAUGAGCAGCAGGAGCAGGAGAAUCGUCCUAGUAACAACAACGGGGAUCCUUCCUCGGAAGUCGCCUGCUGGGUCUUCGGCUACGGAUCACUGUGCUGGCAUCCGGGUUUUACCUACACAAAGUGCAUUACGGGCUACAUAAGGGGUUAUGUCCGACGAUUCUGGCAGGGAAACGUCACACAUCGCGGCUGCGAGGAAAAGCCUGGACGUGUUGCAACGCUCGUUGAGGACAAAGAGGGAAUCACUUGGGGCUGCGCUUAUAGAAUAACAGGGAGCACGGCACUGGAUUAUCUCAAGCAGCGCGAGUGCACACUGGGUGGCUAUGCAACAAUUGAUACAAAAUUCUUCCCGCGCGUCGCAUCUCAGGACACGCCCUUCAGCGGGGAAGCAGUCGAGGUAUUAGUCUAUGUGGCUACGCCGGAGAACAUACACUGGCUGGGUGACGAUCCGGCGGAAGAGAUUGCCCAGCAGAUUGUCGAAUGCCGAGGACCCAGCGGCCACAAUGCCGAGUACCUUUUGCGCCUGGCGCUAUUCAUGCACGAAGAGAUCCCCGGCGUUAGGGACGACCAUCUGUUCGAGCUGGAACGCCUGGUUCUAGAGGAGCUGUACCGCCGCCAAAUACCUCUGUCGUCUGUGAUGGGCCGCAAUCCGGAUAGGAUACGGCGCGACUCGCACGAGGACAUUCGCCGCCCGCCAUCCUUCGAGUUUACCUCCCGUGUGCCAGAUACCAAGCUGCGCUGCCUGAACAUUUGAUUGCGGGUACGUGCUGGUGGCCAAAAAUAUGUGGUUGCAGCUAGUGAUGCACCAGCCGCGAUUAUAGCUACAGCAAAUUCCAAAUUACUGAUUGACAUUGUAGCUUGUGAGAUAACCAGAGUCUAUCGCCAAAAUUCGACGUAUUCUUUAAAUUGUAAAUAAUCCUAGGCCUUAACAUAAGCAACAACUCCUCGAUAAGUGAUCUGAUUUAUACAAUAAGCUAGGAUUAAGCCAGUCCGUAAGCACAAACAACUUUUUACACGAAAAAUAAUGUCAGGGAGUUGCAUUAAAACGAAAACAUAUUAAGAAAA